This is a messenger RNA of Phoenix dactylifera (date palm), 756 nucleotides long. RefSeq names its product auxin-responsive protein SAUR78-like. NCBI's taxonomy places the organism in Eukaryota, Viridiplantae, Streptophyta, Magnoliopsida, Arecales, Arecaceae. The record is from RefSeq and is a predicted model, not a curated record. Gene Ontology annotation, biological process: response to auxin.
AUCUCUCUCUCUCUCUCGGGGUCUUUGGACCGGCAUUCCUUCUCCUCUCCCCGGAUCCCGGCACCAGCGGGGACGGAGAAGAAGCCAAAUGGCCAAGAGCGGCCGGCUCGGCAAGCUCAAGUGCAUGCUCAAGCGGUGGCACUCCCUCGGCCGCCUCGCCCCCGCUGCUGGGGACGGCGGCGCAGCCACCUCCGCCGCCGUGGAGGGCGGCUCGUGGCAGCCGUCCUCAGUCCACGGCGACCGCGACCCGCUCGGCUUUCACGCCGUCUACGUCGGCAAGUCUCGGCGGCGGUACCUCAUCAGCUCCGACGUCGCUGGCCACCCUCUCUUCCAGGUGCUCGUACAGCGCUCCGGCCGCUCCGACGACGGCAGCGCCGUCACUUUCGUUGGGUGCGAGGUGGUGCUCUUCGAGCACCUUCUCUGGAUGAUCGAGAACGCUGACCCCCAGCCAGAGUCUCUCGACGAGCUCGUCGAGUUCUACGCUUGCUAAAUGCCAGGCAUUACUCCCCGGCGGAGCACCGGAUCUCCUUAGAGGAAGCUAUAUGUAAAAAAAUAUAAUAUUAUAUAUUUUUUGUGCAUUUAUUGGCGAGGCAGUGCUUUAGGCGUGCAAAGAAAUGGUAAGUUGAGGAUUAACCCACUGAUUAUAAAAAUAUGAUCAUUGAGGGGGGUUUUUUCCUUUUCUUGGAGUUAUUAUGUAAUUUGUUAUGGUUGAUGUAUGCCUUUUUUUUAAGAAUAUUAAUUAUUACUUGAGAAUGU